AUGACUGUCGGGAAGUACCACGUUGUUAAUCCCAACGAAGGCCACCCUUUACCGGACUCUCAUAAAAUAACUGUUCGGGUGACAUCACCUCAUGGGAAUAGCUAUCACUACUCGGACCAUGUUGUCGAGGGGCAGUUUGCGUUUCAAGCGGUUGAAGGAGGUGAUUACAUGACUUGCUUUUUCUCAGCUGAUCACAAGCCUUCUACUACUAUGACCAUCGACUUUGAUUGGAAAUCUGGAGUGGCUGCCAGAGAUUGGACGAAUAUUGCCAAGAAAGGUUCAGUUGAAUUAAUGGAAUUAGAACUGAAGAAAAUGUUCGAUGUUGUUCAAUCCAUUCAUGAUGAGAUGUUUUAUCUACGUGAAAGGGAAGAAGAAAUGCAGGAACUUAACAUAUCUACCAACUCCAAAAUGGCUUGGUUGAGUGUUCUGUCAAUAUUUGUAUGCUUAACUGUGGCAGGAUUGCAGCUAUGGCACUUGAAGUCUUUCUUUGAAAAGAAGAAACUCAUCUAA
Molecule: messenger RNA, 510 nt
Organism: Fraxinus pennsylvanica
Lineage: Eukaryota; Viridiplantae; Streptophyta; Magnoliopsida; Lamiales; Oleaceae
Source: the annotation of a GenBank genome assembly